AUGCAGAUCAACCCAGCAGCGCUGACUGGGACUGCGUCUACUGCGCCCUCUGUCCCGGCCGGCAAACCAACUACCGCUUCACAUACGCCUCAGAAAACCACAAAAGCCCUGAUAUCGGUUCCUCGCCUUGACUUUGAACCUAUAUAUACAGAUUUGAAGAUUGCGAUAGGGGAACAUUGGGUUGAAUAUAAGCAGGCCAUCACACUCUUUUUGUUAGGCCAUUUAAAUCAAAAUGAGUUCUUUCGCCGUGUAAACCAUUUCCUCUCCGCUGAACCCAAGUUGGAGCACCUUCACAACAAUUUUGUCUGCGCUAUAAUUGGAAAUCUCACCCGGGACCUUCCGGACCAUGGUGUUGCAAGUUGGGUCUCUGCAAAUGAUAAACCGACGGUGGUAUCGAAGCCAGCUUCUGGAGAUGCUGUGGAGCAGCGACUCAAGACCGAGGUUAUGCAGUUGCAGCCCAAAGAUCGGAGAAGAUUGAAAGCCAUUCCGGAGCCUGAUUCUCAAGCUAUACCCAAUCCGCUAGAAGAGUACCAUAUUGCAAAGCAGAUACGGAUACCAGAUCAAGUCCCUCCCAGCGCGGGAGGAUUGAACAAAACAAACUGGGAGCUUGAGAUCCGAAAACGUUACGCCCAGCCGCUUGCUUCUGAGACAGGCGAGUUCCCAGACGCCGAAUCAAUACAUGCACGAAUGGUGCCUAUAUGCUAUGAGGAGUCUAUAACAAAUGGAGCCUCUUUCCCCUGCGCGGUAUUUAUGUCCAUCGCCACGGAAAAUUUCGUCAAAGAAUUCCUUUCACACGUCUUUGCCCGAACGAGGUCCAAUGGCCCUUCAGGUACAAUAAACGGUACAAUGACAAGAAAAUAUCGACUGCAAUUGGAAAAGGAGGAGCUGGCAUUUACCCGCGGUGAGCUGGUCAAGAACACGGCAAACGGGUUGUUGCCUGUUGAGGCAAAGGAGGCUAGUGUCAGAGAAGCUCUCGGCGUCCAAGAGCUCAAGUUCACUCUGGAAUUGGGUGGUGGCUUAUUAGGACACAUGCCGCUGAUUGUUAGCCAAAUCGUGAAUGGCUACCUUGAUGGUGAACUCGAAGCUGAACGAGAAGCUUACUUAAGCGAGAUUGUAGAUGAGGAGCAUGGGCACCAAGAAGAUACAUCUGAGCCAGACGAAAUGGAUAUCGAUGACGCCAAUUCGGACUGGCAAGGCGCCACCUUGGCGGAUCGAGAACAGCUCAAUUCCCUUCUUGAAGAGUGUCUAAGCCUGGCAGCUUAA
Molecule: messenger RNA, 1263 nt
Organism: Ophidiomyces ophidiicola
Lineage: Eukaryota; Fungi; Ascomycota; Eurotiomycetes; Onygenales; Onygenaceae
Exons: 4
Coding region: 1-1263 (420 amino acids)
Biological process (GO): regulation of transcription by RNA polymerase II
Cellular component (GO): SAGA complex
Molecular function (GO): transcription coactivator activity
Source: RefSeq, a predicted model, not a curated record